AUGGCCUGUGCACACGCAAAAAUAAAAACUGUGAUACAAAUAAAAAUAGUGCUCCUAUUAACCGGCCUUACUUUAUCAGACCCCCAAUUAGAUUUACCACCGAUAUCUAGCACGCAGAGGUACAAUAAUGGUUUCGGUAGCCUAUCGAGUACUCAACCCUCGAUAAAUUCACCGGGGAACCAGUUCGUGCAGAAUCAGAAUUUCGGCUUCAGCACAGUAAGAACGCCUAGUUCCACCGCUGGUGUGUUCCAAGCUUCAACCACCCCUUUCAAUAGGAUCAGUCCAGAUAUAAGCAAUAAUGGAUACCCUAGUUUGGACUACGGUAAUAGAAGAAAUCCUAGCUCUACGUUAAGGCCGUUCGAUGAAACUAAUAGAGAUGACAGGAUCGAUAUAAACAAUGAUCCUAAUUUUAGAAGAAACGACCCUAAUUUCGUUAGGAAUGAUCCUAAUUACGUAGGCACUAAUCCUUACGACUUCAAUAGAGGUGUUACGUCUAAUACCAUAGAUGAUAUAAACUAUAGAGCUACCUUGCAACAGAUAAGAGACUUUUUGGUUAAAGCUGAUGAUCAAGCUUCUAAAGAGUGCACAAAUAAUGUGGCGGCGCAGUGGAACUUUGAAACAAACGUGAAUGAUGCAACCCAGCACGCAGCAUUGGAUGCCCAACAACGAUAUACACUAUUUCAACGUGGCCUAUGGGAAGCAGCGCAACAGGUUAACAGGGGCUUCGUUCGGGACGAGCAAACUUUCCGUCAGCUCCAGAUGCUCUCCAUCAUUGGUCCCGCUGCAUUGCCACCUGACCAGCUCGAUAGAUAUAACCGGCUCAUUAAUGAUAUGCUCGCUGUGUACAACACUGCUGAAAUUUGCGCUUACAACGAGCCCUUCAAGUGUGGUCUCCACCUCCAGCCCGAGUUACAGUUCAUCAUGUCCCAUUCCCGGGACUGGGACGAGCUCCAACACGUGUGGACCGAAUGGAGGAGGAAUACCGGCAAGAGGAUAAGGGACCUGUAUGAACAGCUAGUGGACUUGACCAACCAAGCAGCAAGAUUAAACAAUUUCACUGAUGCUUCUGCAUACUGGAUGUUCCCAUAUGGCACAUUGAAUUUAAGGCAAGACAUUGAUGAAGUUUGGGAACAGGUUAAACCUUUAUAUGAGUUACUUCACGCUUACGUCCGCCGUCGCCUCAGGGAAUCUUACGGUCCUGAGCGGAUCUCCCGGUCAGCUCCUAUCCCUGCACAUAUUCUCGGAGACAUGUGGGGACAGAGUUGGGCGGGCAUAGUGCCCGUCACGUUGCCAUACCCUGGCAAGACCCUGGUUGACGUCACACCAGAAAUGGUCCAACAGGGUUUCACACCUCUUACGAUUUUCCAAUUGGCCGAGGAGUUUUUCGUAUCGAUGAACAUGUCAGCCAUGCCGCCAGACUUCUGGGCGCUGAGCGUACUGGACCAGCCUGCGGACAGACACAUCCACUGCCAGCCGUCAGCCUGGGACUUUUGUAAUAAGCACGAUUAUCGAAUAAAGAUGUGCACUCACGUGGACAUGAAAGAUCUGGUGACUGCCCACCACGAGAUGGCUCACAUUGAAUACUUUCUAGCAUACAGAAAUCAGCCUAAAGUGUUCCGCGAUGGAGCCAACCCUGGUUUUCAUGAAGCCAUAGGGGAAGCCGUGGCUCUCUCCGUGGCAUCCCCCCGCCACCUCCAGACCCUCGGUCUAGUCCAACGCUCCGUGGACGACACAGCUCAUGAUAUUAAUUACCUGUUCACACAAGCUAUGGACAAACUGGCCUUCUUACCAUUCGCCCUGGUGAUGGAUAAAUGGAGGUGGGAUGUGUUUACGGGAGAUAUAAGGAAGGAGCAGUACAAUUGCCAUUGGUGGAGACUAAGGGAGCAGUACCAAGGCAUCAAACCACCCGUGCUUCGUUCAGAGCUGGACUUCGAUCCAGGUUCCAAGUACCACAUACCGGCCAAUAUACCAUACAUAAGAUACUUCGUGAGCACCAUCCUGCAGUUCCAGAUAUAUCGCGCUCUGUGCGAGAAGACUGGUCAGUACAUCCCCGGCGACCCAUCCCGGCCGCUACACAAAUGUGAUUUCUACCGCAACCCUGAAGCCGGGAAAAUACUUACGCGGAUUAUGGAGCGUGGUUCUUCCGCUCCCUGGUCAAAAAUCCUACAAGAGACCAUCGGUGAAUGGCGGCUGAACGGUGAAGCACUCCGGGACUACUUCAGACCUCUGGAAAACUGGCUGCAGAGUGAAAACUUGAGGACUGGCGAGUACCUUGGCUGGAGUUACGACGGUGACUAUUGCAAGUUCAGUAUCGAAACGGCUGGUCUACAAGUGUACGGAGGGUUCUACAAUGCUGCUCAUCGUAGCUUUGACCUCACCACAUUCAUCACCCUCUUCCUGGCGUCUUUCUUCAUCACAAUCGUUAUACGUCGUUGGUGA
Diatraea saccharalis (sugarcane borer) is the source of this 2439-nucleotide messenger RNA. NCBI's taxonomy places the organism in Eukaryota, Metazoa, Arthropoda, Insecta, Lepidoptera, Crambidae. The record is from the annotation of a GenBank genome assembly.